This is a messenger RNA of Setaria italica (foxtail millet), 1509 nucleotides long. RefSeq names its product GDSL esterase/lipase At5g55050. The transcript is spliced from 3 exons. The record is from RefSeq and is a predicted model, not a curated record. Bases 205 to 1293 code for a protein of 362 amino acids. Gene Ontology annotation, molecular function: hydrolase activity, acting on ester bonds. Lineage: Eukaryota; Viridiplantae; Streptophyta; Magnoliopsida; Poales; Poaceae.
CAGCAGCUCCAUCACUUGCUAGCUAGGAGUACUUCAGUUCCUCGCUCUAUAAAUUAGCUUCCCCCGAGCUCGCACCUUCAUCAUCAUGAGCUCCCAGCUGCUAAGCGAUCGAGUGAGAAGGUCAAGCAGCUAGCUAGCUAGCACAGCUAAGAUCAUACCGUGUUGACGACUGUGUGUGCGUGAAAGAAAGUGAAAGAGAGAACAAUGGGUGCUGCUACUGUGACCUCCUCGCCUCGGUCCAUGGUGGCUGUUGCCUUCUUGGCGGCAGCUACUACGUUCUUGUUGGCAGCAGCCACGGCGGCGCCCGUGCCGGCGAUCUACGUGUUCGGCGACUCCCUCGCGGACGUCGGCAACAACAACCACCUGCCGACGCUCCUCAGGGCGGACUUCCCGCACAACGGCAUCGACUACCCGGGGAGGAAGGCCACCGGCCGAUUCAGCAACGGCAAGAACUCCGUCGACUUCCUCGCCGACAGCCUUGGGCUGGCAUCCCCACCGCCAUACCUCGCCCUGUCCAGAAGCAACGCAAACUACGCAAAUGGCGUCAACUUCGCUUCCGGUGGUGCAGGAGUCUCAAACGCCACCAACAAGGGCCAAUGCAUCAGCUUUGACAAGCAGAUCGACUACUUCUCGUCGGUGAACGCGUCCCUGGCACAGAGCCUUGGCCAGGCGCAGACCACGGCGCACCUGGCCAAGUCCCUCUUCGCCAUCACCAUCGGCAGCAACGACAUCAUCCACUACGCCAAGUCCAGCUCCGCCGCCGCCGGCAACAACCAGCCGUUCGUGGACGCCCUGAUCCAGACGCUCACGGGGCAGCUGCAGCGGCUCUACGACCUGGGUGCGCGCAAGCUGGUAUUCCUGGGCACGGGCCCCGUGGGCUGUUGCCCGUCGCUCCGGGAGCUGAGCGCCGCCAAGGACUGCAGCGCCGUGGCCAACGACGCCUCCGUCCGGUACAACGCCGCCGCGGCGUCGCUCCUGGGCGGCAUGGUGGCGCGCCACCCGGACAUGCGCUACGCGCUCUUCGACUCCUCCGCCGCGCUGCUCCCGUUCAUCAACACGCCCGCGGCGUACGGAUUCGCCGAGGCCAAGGCGGCGUGCUGCGGGCUCGGCGACAUGAACGCCAAGAUCGGGUGCACCCCGCUGAGCUUCUAUUGCGCCAACAGGACGAGCCACGUCUUCUGGGACUUCUACCACCCCACGGAGGCCACUGCGCGGAAGCUCAGCAGCACGGCGUUCGACGGGUCGGCGCCGCUCAUCUUCCCCAUGAACAUUAGGCAGCUCAGUGCUUUAUAGUCCACCUGCAGUAGUCAGAGAUUCAGAGUCGUCCACGUAUAUGUUGUGUAUAGAGUAUAGACUAUAUUGUGGCCUUGGACAUGCUAGAAGAAAAAAGAAAACUAGAUACAUGUAAAUUUUAGCUGAAAUGUAAUUGCCCAUCAAAGAAAAGAAAAAAAGAAAAGUUGAUUUACAGUCAAUUAUAUACGCUACAGUUAUUUGACAAAGUACCUUCAU